AUGAAAGAAAUCAACUUAUACAGAUUCAAAGAUAUCAAACCGGUGGUAAGUGCAAAGGAAUUGAUUGAUGUUGUUUUAUCAAGAACACAAAGGAAAACCCCAACAGAAAUACAUAAGGGGUUUAAAAUCACAAGAAUAAGAAAUUUUUAUAUGAGAAAAGUUAAAAUGUGCCAAGAAUUAUUUAAAGAUAAGUUACAAACAAUAAUAAAUGAUUUCCCAAAAUUAGAUGAUAUACAUCCAUUUUAUUCUGAUUUAGCAAAUAUAUUAUAUGAUCGCGAUCAUUAUAAAUUAGCGUUAGGACAAUGUAGUUAUGCAAGUAAAUUAGUUGUAAAAAUAUGCCAUGAUUAUAUUAAACUAUUAAAAUUCAGUUCUUCUUUAUAUAAAUGUAAAAUGCUUAAAAUUAGUGCAUUAGGAAGAAUGUGUAAACUUAUAAAAAAAUUACAGCCUAGUCUAUUAUAUUUAGAAGAAGUUCGACAAAAUUUAUCUCGGCUUCCCUCAAUAAAUCCUCAUAAAAAAACUAUUUUAUUAUCUGGGGCUCCAAAUGUUGGAAAAUCAUCUUUUAUUAAUUAUGUAUCUAGAGCCAAUGUUGAAGUACAACCAUAUUCUUUUACUACAAAAAGUUUAUAUGUAGGUCAUUUUGAUUAUAAUUUAAAUAGAUAUCAAAUUAUAGAUACACCAGGUUUAUUAGAUAGGUCUUUAGAAAAUCGUAAUACUAUAGAAAUGACAACUAUAACAGCAUUAGCUCAUAUUAAUGGUGUUAUAUUGUUUAUUAUAGAUAUUAGUGAAGAAUGUGGAAUGACAAUAAAAGAACAAAUAAAUUUGCUUUAUUCUAUUAAAUCGCUUUUUUCAAAUAAAUCAAUUGUUAUUGGGUUAAAUAAAAUUGAUAAAGGAAGUUUAGACAAUGUUUCAAUUGAAAAUAAAUUGUUAAUUAAAAAAAUAGUUGAUGAUAUAAAAAAAACAGUAAAGUUUUGUUCUUUUAGUACAUUAACUGGAGUAGGUGUUGAAGAAGCUAAAAUAGCAGCUUGUGAGUUAUUAAAGUUGGAUCAAUGCUCAAAUAUUCUUUUAGAUGAACAAAAUAUUAUCAAUAAAAAGCUAGCUGCCAAUAGGGCUGUUGUUAAUAGGACGCCCUUUAUACCUGAAUCAGUCAUAAUUGAAAAAAAAAAAAAAAAACUUGAACAAGGUGUAAAUCCAGAAAUUCAAGGAAAAAUAUCCGACAACACAUUAACAGAUGAACAAAACAAUAAUGCACCAAUUACAAUGCGUGAAAUGAAAUUUAAAAAAAAAAAUAAAAGUAGACAAAGCUAUUUAAGUAAUAGAACAGAUGAUAGAAAAUUGGAAAUCGAUUUACAAAAUGAAAAUGGAGGGGCAGGAGUAUAUUCGGUAGAUAUACGAAAAAAUUAUAGCAUAGAUGAAGAAUAUAAAUAUGAUGUUAUUCCAGAAAUAUAUAAUGGAAAAAAUAUAAGUGAUUUUAUCGAUAUAAAUAUUGAACAAAAAUUAUUAGAAUUAGAAAAGGAAGAAGAAAUGAUGUUUGAUAAUGAUGUUCAAAUUGAUCCAUUAUGGUUUAAGACGAAAAAGGUAUUAGAAAAAAUGGCUAUGAAAUUAAAAGAAUUAAAAUUAAAUGCAAAAUUAAAUGAAGAAAAACAACCUAUAUAUCACAAACGAAAUAAAACAGUUGAAGAAAUAGAAAAGAAAUUAGAUGAAUUAAAUAUUGACAAGAAAAAAGUACUUAAAAGCAUGACUGAAAAAUCGAGGAAAUCCACAAUUAAAUCAAUCAAAAAAGAUAAAGUUAAAAAAUUUAUAUCUAAAAGGAAACAAAUUAAAGAUGAUAUAUAUAAUGAUCCAACACAAAAAUCGAAAAUAUAUCUAAGCACAUCAACCGAAUUACAGAGAAAGAAAGCAUAUAAAUUAAAUAAAGUUGCUUAUAGAAAAAUCGAAAAAGGAACAAAAGGAGAGGCAGAUCGAUCUAUUCCUUCCAAAAAACCAAGACAUCUAUUUUCAGGAAAAAGACCAAUAGGAAAAACAUCAAGAAGAUAA
This is a messenger RNA of Plasmodium berghei ANKA, 2034 nucleotides long. Its product is annotated as nucleolar GTP-binding protein 1, putative. Gene Ontology annotation, biological process: ribosomal large subunit biogenesis. Gene Ontology annotation, molecular function: GTP binding; GTPase activity; RNA binding. The transcript has a single exon. Gene Ontology annotation, cellular component: nucleolus. Bases 1 to 2034 code for a protein of 677 amino acids. NCBI's taxonomy places the organism in Eukaryota, Apicomplexa, Aconoidasida, Haemosporida, Plasmodiidae. The record is from RefSeq and is a predicted model, not a curated record.